AUGGAGUACGUGGCCACGGACAAAUUCGGUCACGCCGACAUUCUCUCUCGUCUCAUCAACCACCAUGCGAAACCCGACGAAGAUUUCGUGAUUGCUUCCGUCUCCUUGGAGAUACAACAAAGCACCAAGACGGAUCCGGUGCUCAAGAAGGUCCACCGAUACGUCCAGGUAGGCUGGCCAAAUUCCCUGGCCAGUGACGCUAAUCGAGAACUUCUUCGCUUUCACCUUCGUCGUGAAUCACUCACCACGGUACAGGGCUGCAUUCUCUUCGGCGAAAGGCUUGUUAUUCCGUCUCCUCUAUGCAAGCGAUGCCUCGAAGAACUCCACCGGGGGCACCCCGGAAUCCAGCGGAUGAAGGCUCUAUCCCGCAGCUACGUUUAUUGGCCAUCGCUCGACAGUGAGAUCGCCGAUUACGUGAAGGCGUGUUCACCAUGCGCCUUGACAGCAAAGUCACCAGCAGCAGCGACCCCUGUGCCCUGGCCCAAGCCUACACAUCCUUGGCAACGUGUUCAUGUGGACUACGUCGGUCCUAUCGACGGCGACUACUAUCUUCUCGCCGUGGAUUCAUUUUCGAAAUGGCCGGAAGUCAUCCGUACACGUCGCAUCACGGCGUCUGCAACGAUCAGCACCCUUCGCAGUAUCUUUGCGCGCCUGGGGAUGCUGGAAACGUUGGUGUCAGAUAAUGGCACCAAAUUCACAAGCUCGGAAUUCGCUCAGUUCUGCAAGACGAAUGGAAUCGACCACGUAACAACUGCACCGUUUCACCCACAAUCAAACGGCCAAGCAGAGCGAUUUGUCGAUACGUUCAAGCGAGCGAUCAAGAAGCUUGAAGAGGGGAGAAGUUCGACCGAUGAAGCCUUGGAUACGUUCUUGCUGGCUUACCGAAGCACACCUAACCGGUCAGCGCCAGAAGGUCUAUCCCCGUCGGAGAUCAUGUUCGGACGACGUUUACGCACCUGUCUCGAACUGCUACGUCCAUCACCAGAACGUCCACCACCGGAAUCGUCACCGGCCGACCAGAAGAAGUCCAGUAUGAGGUCCUUCAGUCCAAGUGAUCUCGUCUACAUCAAGAUCUACAGCAAGAACACCUGGAACUGGGUUCCUGGAACGGUUAUCGAAAGAGUAGGACGAGUGAUGUACAACGUGUUGACCGAUAGUCGUCGCUUAGUCCGAUCGCACCUGAACCAGCUGAGGAGUAGAACGUCAGUCUGCUCGAAUCAAGGUCCUGGAUCCAGCCAGUCAUCGAAGCAUAAGCAACUUCCGCUGCAAGCUCUAUUCGAUACGUGGAAUCCAGCAACUACGACUGCAAGCGACAUUAUUCGAACGCCAACGUUGUCUCCACCGGCUACCAGCACGGACAUGUCGUCAUCGUCCUCGUCUUCGAGUACCACAUCUUCCAGCUUCGAAUCGGCUGCUGCAAGCACACCAACGGUGCAGCCAAAAGUACAGCUACCAAGGCGUUCUUCGAGACUUAGAAGACCGCCCCAGAGGUUCAACCUGUAUCAUCGGUUCUAG
Molecule: messenger RNA, 1515 nt
Organism: Ochlerotatus camptorhynchus
Lineage: Eukaryota; Metazoa; Arthropoda; Insecta; Diptera; Culicidae
Exons: 2
Coding region: 1-1515 (504 amino acids)
Biological process (GO): DNA integration
Molecular function (GO): nucleic acid binding
Source: RefSeq, a predicted model, not a curated record